Molecule: messenger RNA, 1852 nt
Organism: Eurytemora carolleeae
Lineage: Eukaryota; Metazoa; Arthropoda; Copepoda; Calanoida; Temoridae
Product: TRPL translocation defect protein 14
Exons: 14
Coding region: 360-1673 (437 amino acids)
Biological process (GO): photoreceptor cell maintenance
Molecular function (GO): phosphatidic acid binding; phosphatidylinositol binding; GTP binding
Source: RefSeq, a predicted model, not a curated record
ACAACCCUGGAUAGUUUAUGAAAGCGUGUAGAUAUAUACAGUAAUACAGUUGCUUUCCACCCCUCAGCCUAUACUCUCAGAGACUAGUGGUUGAGGAAUAUAAAAGAACUCAUAUUUCAUCCCACACCCGCUUCAUUUUUAAUUUACAAUAGAUCCUGAUGCAUUGGUGGACAAAUAAGAUGCAAGAAACCUUUAUACUCCAUCACAAACAUAGAUUGAGGUUUCCUCUUAACUUCUCCCUACUUACCUAACCCACCCUGAGCAACUGUAUCCUGGCUGUGAACCUUGAACCCAAAUCAAACAAUAUAGACAGAAAAAUACAUUAAGGAAUAUAAAUACUGUUGAAAUAUAAUCUAAUCAUGAAAGAUCAAGAAGUCAAGGAACCUAUUCCACCAACCAAAAGAAUACACAAGCUUGUUUUGACCGGCGGACCAUGUGGGGGUAAGACAACGGGUCAGGCCAGUUUGGCAAAUUUCUUUGAAAAUCUUGGUUGGAAGGUAUUCCGAGUACCUGAGACUGCAACAGUGUUAAUGUCCGGAGGAAUAUCUUUCGGAGAUCUGACAGAGGAGCAGGUUUUGGAUUUCCAAGAACACCUAGUUGUAACCAUGAUGGCACUGGAGGACACCUACUUCUCUAUGGGGGAGAAAUGCGCCCAGAACGUGUUGAUCAUUUGCGAUCGAGGUGUGAUGGACGCAUCUGCAUUCAUUGACAAGGAAGCGUGGGAUAGGAUUCUGAGUAAGCUUAGUCUCGAGGACAUUGAGAUUAGCGACAACCGGUACAAUCAUAUCGUCCAUAUGCAGAGCGCUGCCAUCGGUGCUGAGAAGUUUUACACAACAGAAGAUCAUUCAGCGAGGUUUGAAGGAUUAGAGCUUGCAAGAGAAAGGGAUAGAAGAGCUAUGGAUGCCUGGAGGGAUCAUCCUUACGUUGAUAUCAUUGAUAACCGUUCCGACUUUGAUUCCAAGAUCAAUAAGCUGAUUGAUCUUGUUGCUAAACGGAUCGGAAUAAAUGUUGGAGAUAGGUUUAAUGCAAACUCAAGGAAGGUAAAAUUCCUCAUAUCUUCAGUUCCUAAGGAUGAAGAGUUUCCUGUCAAAUUUACAGAUUUUCAGGUUGUGCACCAUUACCUUCACUCUGCAAAGAAGGGUUUCCAAACCCGGCUUCGAAAGCGAGUAAGAAAUGGACGACCAACGUUUACUUUUACAGUUCGUAAACCUGAACUCCAGGGUCAGACUGUAGAGAUGAAGCAACAAGUUUCUCAGAGGGAUUAUCUCAAUCUUCUUACUCACAGGGACGAUUCUCAUCUUCCAGUGUUCAAAACUAGACGCUGCUUUCUCUAUCAGAAUCAGCAGUAUUCCCUGGAUAUAUACAGAUCUCCCUGUCAUCCAAGGUGUAAAGGAUUGGUGUUUCUGGAAACAUUUACAACUCUUGAGGAUAAAGAGAUCUUGUCGUCUCUUCCUCCAUUCCUCAGGGUGAAGAGGAAUGUGACCGGGGACCCUGCCUUCUCUAUGUACAACCUGAGUAUCAGGUCGGACUGGCAGGAGUCUGUAGAUCAGUUCUGUCACAGGCUGUCCUCGGACGAUGAGGAUGAAAAGGAUGAAGUUUAUGACGUGAAGCAAGCUCACGAGAGGCUGGUCAAUCUAUCUGAGUCGGACUCAUCCUCGGAUAUAUCUAUCUAACCUCAUACUAAAACCUACAUAAUCGUUCUCCACAAAAAUUGAUUAUUUUUGAGGGAAAAAUUUGUAUGUAAUAAAUUAUCCAAUACAUGAAUUAUGUAUCCGCAAAACCUUCCUCUGUGCAGCAAAGUACCAAAGACAUUUAAAGACGUCAGUCUUUUAAAUGAAUAAUGAAAAAAAAA